UUUUUCCUUUUUUCUUUUUCCUGCUUCUCUCUUGCCUCUCCUGUCUCUCUUAUUCUUCCUUUCCUUCUUCUCUCUAUUUCUGCUCAUUCACACCUCAUUCCUUUUUUUAUUUUUAUUUUCACUUCAUUUUUUAUAAUUCACAAUGUCUGCAUCAGAUCUGAAUGCAUUCCUUGCUUGGGCUGAAGAGAAUGAGAUUCAUUGGGACCGUGAUGCCAUCGAGAUCCGUGAAGGCAAACACGGUCUCGGGAUCUAUGCCAAAAAGGAUCUCCAGGCUGGUUAUGAAGCGAUCCAGGUACCAAAGACAAUUGUCCUGUCUGUUCGGUCCACCGGCAUCGCCAACUUGUUGGAAGAGGAGGAUAUUGAGGGCUAUGUUGGCCUGACCCUCGCAUGCAUGUAUGAGCAUUCCAAAGGAAAGGACUCUCUCUGGUCUGUCUACCUCUCAUUGUUGGACAGUCGUCGUCCCUUCAUCGCCUCCGAUCUUUCUGAAGAUGUUCGUGAGAUCAUGAAGAAAUCUGAAGUCUAUGGCGAAAUCGAGACUGACCUUAAGGACAUGCGUGAGGACUAUGACUCGAUUGUAAUCCCUUUUCUCGCCAAGCACCCCGACAUCUUUACAGAGGAAGUCAAGGAACGUUUCUUCUCCUUUGAGCACUUCAGGCUCAUGACCGCCCAUGUUUCUUCUCGUGCUAUGGAUGUCGAUAACUUCCAUGUCUCUGCCCUUGUCCCUUUUGCUGACCUAGUGAACCACGAAGCCGAGCCCAACUCUGACUAUUUGACCCAUGAGGAUGUCUGUGAUAUCUGUGGUGCCCUCUCGUGCGAGCACUUGGAUGAGCUUGAUUCAGAUGAGGAGGAGGAUGAUGAAGAGGCACCCGAGUUAUCUGGUGCAAGCAAGAAGCGCGCUGCUGCCAAAAAGGCCCAGAGCGGUAGUGACGACGAUGAGGAGGACAGCGAUGAUGAAGACUGGGAGGACGAGAUCAAUGACACAUGCGACAUCAUCUUGGAUGAGGAUGUUAAAAAGGGUGAAGAGAUUACUCGUCACUACGGCCCCUUCCCCAACAAGAUCUUCCUGUCCAAGUAUGGCUUUGCAGAGAUCGACAAUGCCCAUGACACUGCCACCAUUCAGAUUGACAUGGUCAAGAAGACCGCCCUUGCAAUCGUUGGUGACGAGGCUCUUGUGGAGGAACGUCUCAACUGGUUCUUGGAAAAUGAGGAUACCUUCAUUAGCGAAGAUGAUCCUGAGGAGGAUGGUUGCUGCGGCGGUGACCAUGAUCAUGAUCAUGAUCACGAUCACGAGCAUGGGCACAGCCACGCUCAUACACAUGAGAAGAAGGAGGCUGAGGAUGAUGACUCUGAUGAAGAGGAAGAGGAAGAGGAAGAGGACGAGGAUGACUUCCCUCGUGAUAUCAUGUAUAUGAUGCACGACGGAACAAUCGAUGACCGUCUGUUGAUGUUGCUGAACGUCAUUUUCAUGGAGAAGGAUCAGUUUGUAAAGAUUCAGGAUAGCUUGGAGGUUGCCACAGAGUACUUCAACGACAUCUUCCUCCGUCGCGCUCUUGAGGAGGAGGAUGGCCUUGAGGAGGAUGAGGAGGAACCCAAGCCCGAGGUGAAGCCUCUGGACGAGACUGGCCGCAGGAUUCGCAAGGCUGUGUUGGAGGCUAUUCUCAAGGUGAUCCACCUUCGUGCAGAUGCCUACAAGGUCUCAGAUCAGACCUCGGCCGAGGAUGAUCUGGAAGCAUUGAAGAAGUCGGGUCUUACCGGCCCUGCAUACUAUGGCGAAGUCUGCGCCGUGGGAGAGAAGCAGAUUAUCCAGAGCGGUCUCAAGCUUUAUAGCAAGCUUUUGUCUGAAUUGUAAAAAAAAAAAAAAUCAAUUUGCUUAUUAUACAUUACUUUAGCUUUUUUCCUCCAUACCUGCCCUCUCCCCUCUUCUCCACUCUCCACUCGCAUACCUGCACAUUCAUACUCUCACUCACCAUACUCAAGCAUUGAAAAUAAUAAAUAAACUAGGAGUUGGC
This is a messenger RNA of Lobosporangium transversale, 2009 nucleotides long. RefSeq lists its product as hypothetical. Gene Ontology annotation, biological process: peptidyl-lysine monomethylation. Gene Ontology annotation, molecular function: protein-lysine N-methyltransferase activity. Gene Ontology annotation, cellular component: nucleus. The record is from RefSeq and is a predicted model, not a curated record. Lineage: Eukaryota; Fungi; Mortierellomycota; Mortierellomycetes; Mortierellales; Mortierellaceae. The coding region runs from base 143 to 1849 and encodes 568 amino acids. The transcript is spliced from 4 exons.